ACACAUAUUCACUGCCUCCCUCUAGCAGAACCAACAACUAUCCACGGUGCACAGUGAGCUCAAGCGAUACCGUUGGCCGGAUUAAUGUCUCUCUGGAAGAAAUACCACUGGAACGACUGGAGGAAAAAUACAAAUACUUGGAGCCUGGCGGUCACAACAUCCCACGUGGUUGUCAGGCUACGAGCCGAAUCGCAUUUAUCAUUCCGUUCCGCGACAGAGAAUCUCAUCUUCGCAUCUUAUUGAACCAUAUGCACUCAUUUCUAACAAGGCAAAUGUUGGAUUACUCCAUUAUAGUUGUUGAACAAGUUGCGAAUCAAACGUUCAAUAGAGCGA
This is a messenger RNA of Ostertagia ostertagi, 333 nucleotides long. The record is from the annotation of a GenBank genome assembly. NCBI's taxonomy places the organism in Eukaryota, Metazoa, Nematoda, Chromadorea, Rhabditida, Trichostrongylidae.